Molecule: messenger RNA, 1806 nt
Organism: Pantherophis guttatus
Lineage: Eukaryota; Metazoa; Chordata; Lepidosauria; Squamata; Colubridae
Source: RefSeq, a predicted model, not a curated record
CACAAUAACAAGAUCACCAAGAUGUUUCUCUUGAUGUUUUUGGUGCAUAAAGUAGGUACUUUGAGCUGCCCUGCAAGUGAUGCUUUCCUUGUUCCACAUGAGUGGUACCAGCCUGGAGACCUCAUCAUUGGUGGGAUGGCAUCUCAUUUCCUUUACCACUUUUAUGAAAUGAAAUUUGUUGAAAACCAUGCUUUAACACCUUACGAGGUACCAAUGUAAGAAUUUUAUUUUCUUUAUCAAAUCUUACGGAGACCUUCAAAAAUCUUUUAUAUGAAUAAAAGCUGUUUGUGCAUAAAUGUAACAUUUUUAAUGUAAUCUAUGCCUUGUUUUUCUUUCAACUGUAUCUGGUUAUGAGAGAAGAAAUAACCUUCUUUACAUUCUUUUAAAGUCUUUCACAUGAAAUGUACACAAUUUCAGAUCAAGAAGUCUAUUUGAAUGUUUACUGAGGUAAAGCACUGUCUCUCCCCACAAAACAUACAUACAGUAAAUGAGUGACACCUGUGGAAUCUGUUCAUAUACAUUUUCUGAAAAUCUCAUAGACAAUAAAUAUAGUACUUUGAAAAAAGUCACUACUUGUAUUUGUUGAAGUAGAUAUUUGUUGGAAGUCAUGGAAAUGCUGUUUAAAAUAAAUUUGAACACUGUAUUAUGAAGCAUUGUACCAAAGCUAUAAUCUUCCUACUACGGUCAGAGAAAAAAAAUUUCUUAUUCAUAUAGAAAUGAUGCCAAUGUACAAGGUUGUAGAAUUAUUUUUUUUUCAAUGGGGACAUUUAACCUAUUUGCAGUGUAUUUACCAAAUUUCAUCAACACGUCCUUGCCUUGGCCUUUGCUGUGAAGGAGAUCAAUGAGGACUCCCAGAUCUUACCUAACAUCACUCUUGGGUUCCACAUCUAUGACAGUUACCUCAAUGCAAGGAUGACCUAUCGCACCACUCUGGACAUGCUUUUCAAAUCCCAGGAAUUUGUCCCUAACUACAAAUGUGAUAGUCAGAAGAAUCUCAUGGCUAUCAUUGGGGGGCUGGAUUUUGUCACAUCAUCUCAUAUUGCUGAAAUUACAAGUUUCUUCAAGAUUCCACAACUGACAUAUGGCUCAUUACCCCAAGAAGAAUUUGAGACCAGUAAGCACUCUUCACUUUAUUUCAUGGUCCCCAAAGAAGACCAUCAGUACAUUGGGAUUAUCCAACUGCUUCAUCAUUUCAGGUGGACGUGGAUUGGGAUUUUUGCUGUUGAUAAUGACAAUGGAGAAAAAUUCUUACAGAAAAUGCAGCCCUUACUUUCAGAGAAUGGAAUCUGCUCAGCGUUUAUAGAAAGGCUUUCACAACUGGCCCACUUUGAAGAAUUCCAAGAUUUUUUUCAAACAAUCUCAAUGAUUUCCAUUCAUUUGAUGAAUAGCAAAGUCAAUGCAGUUCUUGUCUAUGGAGAAGCAUUGACAAUUUUGUGGCUAAGAUUCGUAGUGUUUCCAGUAGAUCCUAACAGCAAUAAAACUACAUUAUUUGGAAAGGUGUGGAUCAUGACUGCACAGAUUGAUUUCAUAUUGUCAGGAUUUCUAAUCAAUUGGGACUUCCAGAUGUUCCAUGGGGCUAUUUCCUUCACUGUUCAUUCAACAGAAGUCGUAGGUUUCAAGGAAUUUCUUCAGACCAUCAAUCCACUUUCAGACUACAGAGAUGGGUUUCUGCAGGAUGUUUGGGAACAAGCAUUUGAUUGUUCAUUUCCAAAAUCAGAGUUACAAGAAAUGCAGAGUAGAAAAUGCACUGGGGUGAUGAAGCUAAAGGAUCUUCCUGGACCUGCCUUUGAAAUGGAGAUGACUGGC